This is a messenger RNA of Poeciliopsis prolifica (blackstripe livebearer), 3893 nucleotides long. It is a transcript of the gene ralylb, whose product is annotated as RNA-binding Raly-like protein. Gene Ontology annotation, cellular component: nucleus. The record is from RefSeq and is a predicted model, not a curated record. The transcript has 9 exons. Bases 1026 to 1907 code for a protein of 293 amino acids. NCBI's taxonomy places the organism in Eukaryota, Metazoa, Chordata, Actinopteri, Cyprinodontiformes, Poeciliidae. Gene Ontology annotation, molecular function: RNA binding.
GGAGAGCAUUCGGCAUCAUCAGCUGUUCGAGGUUGGACUCUCAUUGCUGGAAGUCGGAGCUGAAGGAGUCACAUGACAGAACUGGAGGCAGGGAGCUAGAGAGAGGGAAAGGCUCAGCAUUCCGCCUCGCACCGCCAUACUGUAGCCUCUUUUGAGCCAUUUCACAUUUUUAUUGCAACAUUUUACUCCCGCUCGGUGAGUACACUUCCACUGGCUAUUUUUUUUUUCUGUUUUUAUAAACAAAAACAAUUUUUUUUGGUCUUCUAAAUUCACCCCCUUCUUUUUCUUUUUUCCUUUUUUUGGGUUGUUUUUCCUCCUUUUGCUGGUGUUUGAAUUGAGCAUUUGCGUUGCUGGUUUGAAGCGUUUUUUCACCCCCCACCUCUACAGUCAGUCCAUCCAGGCUUCAAGUUUUCAGCAUUCGGUGAUUCAGAUCGAGAGGGUAUAAAGAAAACGAGCGCGUUAUCGGUCUCUGAGAAAGCCUCUCACUUUGCUUGCAGUUUUGCAGAAACCGAGCAGAUUUUAUCAGUACAGAGAUUUUUCUUUUUCCUGCGCAUUUACUGGUGGGUUUUGGGACAUUUUUUUUUAUUAUUUUGAUUUUUUUUUUUUUUUUUUUUUUUUUUUGGUUUUUGUUUUCUGUCGACUUUUGCUGUGGCUUUGGUUUGCAUUUUGGCAGUGUGGUUUGUGAUUUUGAUGAAUCUCGCCGGUGAAACCUCUCGCUUUCACUUUGUUGCUCUUUUCUUUGUCUUUCACCAAAAAAAGAAACAAGGCAAUCCUUUUUAAAUCCCCUCUCUGACGUUUUAACCUGACACUUUUCUUGCAGCUGAGCUCACAGGUUUGUGCUUUUUGUUUGAUCUCUUUUUCCCCCCUAUUUCCUGUUGUACUCUUGCAGAUGGCAGUGUCAAGUAUUUUUGGAUGUAAUUUUUUCUUACUAGAUUCUUGGGAGAGUUCAAUGCGUUUUUCUUGUUUUCUAUUUCAACGAGGAUGAACAGACAUUUUCCCAUUUACAGGAGGGCAACUGGAGGAGAAUGACUGGUAAAACCCAGACCAGCAACGUGACCAAUAAGAAUGAUCCUCGUUCCCUCAACUCCAGAGUCUUCAUCGGGAACCUCAACACAGCCAUCGUUAAGAAGACCGACAUAGAGGUCAUCUUCGCCAAGUACGGCAAGAUAGUGGGUUGCUCUGUGCAUAAAGGUUACGCGUUUGUACAGUACAUAAACGAAAGGAACGCCCGAGCCGCCGUGGCAGGAGAAAACGCCCGGAUCAUUGCUGGACAGCCUCUAGACAUAAACAUGGCGGGCGAGCCCAAGCCUUACAGGCCCAAAGGCGGCUCCAAGCGGCCGCUCUCAGCUGUUUACAGCGGUUACGAGUUUGAUUACGAAUACUACAGGGAUGAUUUCUACAGCAGGCUUUUCGACUACCAUGGCAGAGUCGCCCCCCCACCCAGAGCUGUGAUCCCCCUGAAACGCUCCAGGGUCCUCGCUCCUUCCUCUCGCCGUGGGAAGACUUCCUUCCCUGUCAAAACAUCCUCCUCUUCUUCCUCUUCAUCCUCCAGACCUCCAACAUCAUCAUCCUCCUCCUCAGGUGUCAAAUUGAAGACGGACCAGCUCCAGACCAUUAAACGAGAGCUCACCCAGAUCAAAAUGAAGAUCGACUCUUUACUGGGACGCCUGGAGAAGAUUGAGAAGCAGCAGAGGACAGAAUCCGAGGUUCAAAGAAAAUACGAAGACAACUGCGACUCCCUGCAUGAGGAGUCUGUGUCAGAGACAGCAGAAAACUCUGGGGAGGAGGCAGGCGAGGGCGCGCUGGAAGUGGAGGCGGGCGAGAUGACCGAUGGAGGGGAGGACGACUACGACGAGGAGGGCAGCCACCAUCUGAUAGAGAACCACGUGUCGGACAUCGACAACUGAGAUAAGGGCAAAGAUUCAAGCUUCCCUGGUUGUAGGUUUUAGAUUUCAUCACCACCUUCGAGAGGCAGAAUGAAAGGCAUUUGUGAAAGAUGGGGAUUCUGGGACUGUAAGUUGUGUUUUGGAGACGCCAAGUCAUGUUUGCAGCACAAACUGUUCAAGUAAAUUUACCCAAGACCUGUUUUAACGUUUUUCUCCUGGAGUUUACUUCAAAAAGCAGCUUGUGUCACGCGGCACGAAAGGAAACAGGAAGAUUUAUAAAUAUUUGUUGAUGCUUUUAUGAAAUGUGCUUGCGCUGUAAUCUUACUACUCCUUUCUUUAGGCGUUUUUAUUUCUCAAACAUCAAAUGAAUAAAUGAAGGUAAGGACAAUCUCCGGUCGUAGCGUGGUGUUCAGAAAAUAAAUGAGACACCGCCGCCGUCUGCUUUUGGAUUUGGACUCAUGCAUAAGCCAAUAGCUGUGAGCAAAACGCCAUCCAGCUUUAUCCAUUUAUCACACAAGCGUCCCUGUGGGGCUGUUCCACCGUGCUUCUCCGCUCCUGCCAAGUUUCAGAAGCUGCGAGGGCUUCCUGUGGCAGAGCGAGCCAACCCUGGCAGGGACCUCCUGAUGGGGAAGCAGGGCGCCGCUCGGCCCCGCGCAUCCCAACAUGCACUGCUGCUGUUCUCCCGCUUCAUCUCCGUCAUUCUGCACUGAUUCACAGCAUCUCAUUCAGGCGAGUGAGCGAAGCUUUCAAAAUGAUCGAGGGUUUGUUUGUUUUUUCAUGUGUAAGGGCCAGACUAAGAAAAUCAAAAAAUAUAUGAAUAAAAGUCAUAAUAUUAUGGAAAUAAACAAGAUUAAAACCAUAGUAAUAUUACAACUUUAUUCUCAUUGCAACUUUAUUCACAUAUUAUUUCAACUUUAUUUUUGCAAAACUGCGACUUUAUUCUCCUGCAGUUUUAUUGUCAGAAUUUUAUUAUCUUAACCUCAUAAUAUUAUUUAAACUUUAUUCUCUUAAGUUCACAUUAUUUUGACUUCAUUUUUUAUGACUUUAUUGUCAUGCAAGUUUAUUUUCAUAAUAAGACUUUAUUAUUAGUUUAUUGAGACUUAAUUCUCAUUACAACUUUAGUCACAUUUUUUCAACUUCAUUUUUUACUUUAUUCUCAAAUUUAUUCCCAUAAUUUACAGGUUAAAUUAUGUUGUAUUCUUAAGUAAAAUACAAAUUUCUCUUCUUAAAAUGAAAUUAAAAUAGAUUUUUUUUACCACUUUGUAGCCAUUAGUUUCUUAAAAUAAAUUAAGAGAAGCAGAUGUUGAAACUUUAAAGCAGAAUGUAAAGAAAAGCUCACUUCUCUCACUUUCAUGAACAAACCCAUCAGUCCUCGCAGUGCUGCCAAAAAACUGCUUAAAAAAUAAUGAACUGCCUUCAGCUCAUUCAGUGUCUGUUUAAUAAUGAUAAAGUGUAAUAUUUAGCACUAUUUUUGUAUCAGGACACAUUUAUUGAGAGAGAUCUGGUUCAUGUUUUCUUUAUUUUGUUUUUUUAUUAAGCAGUACGGUGAUGCAUCACAUCUUUUGCAAAUAAAAAUAAUCACACUCACAAAGAAAAAGAACAACUUCAAAAAAAGAAAACACUCCUUUCUUUCAUCUGUCAUCGUUUAUCUGGGUCACUUCGGAGCGUUUCUGGCUCAUCGCGUUCACAUUCGCUGUAAUUAAUCCCUUCCAUGUUUAUUUCAGCCGACGACGACUUGUAGCAAAGUGACGCUGUGCUGACAGUUUGUUGAAAACUGGCUCGCUCCAGUAUUGUGGGACUUGUAGAGACGUGUAAGUGACAACUGUUGUAUAGAAAUGUACAUUUUUUUGUAAAGAUAUUUUUAUCAAACGGCAUGUUUACUGUAACUUUGUAUUUUCAGUUUUCAUUAUUACUCUAACUGUUGUGAGGCUGCUGGAGUCAUUGUCCUUGUAGAUAACUUUGUGUUCUUAUUGGUGAAUAAAACUAUGUGUCCUGUAUUUAAAUCUA